CCAAACCUACUAUGUUAUUAGUCUUUCUGACUUGUCUCACAUGGCAUGACUCACCUGCAAUCAACCAAACUCUGAAACCAAAGACUCUUCUCUUCUCUUCUCUUCUCUUUUCUCCCCCUUCCAUGGAACCCUUCAACUUCCUCAAAUAUUGGAAAGGCGCUGCCAAUGCCACCCCUAACGACCCUUUCUUCGACUUGGAGUUGGCCUUGACCGACGAAGACGAUUCCCAAGACGACACCAACGGAACUCAAAACCACGACGAUGAGGACCAAGAUCAUAACAACCAAUCAGAGCCAGACUCCGACUCCGACUCAGAGAAAGAGUUCAACUUCACGCUUUCUCCUUCCGCUUCCUCCGACCACCCUACCAUUUCCCUCUCUCCCUCUCACCACCUCGUCUUCAACGGAGACAUUCUUAUCAACUCUCAACCCAACUCCAAGCCUCACUUCAGUGCCUCCUUCUUCAAAUCCGCCACCAAGCUCCGCGUCUUCAUGUUGGGCCUCAAGAAGCCCAAGCCCAACGCCCACAACAAACAGCCCAACACCCACUCCAAGAAAAAGCUUUUCACCGUCAACUUCAAGGUCGAAGAGGUUCCCAUCGUCUCCUUCUUCACCAGAGAUAACAGCUCCAGAGCCAAACCCUCCAACACUCAAAACGCAGACCAAACGGAACCGUCACACACCCAGAUUGAAGACAAGCGCUCAAUGCCAAAGUAUUUGAAAAUGGUCAAGCCUCUCUACGUCAGGGUUUCCAAAAGGUACGCCGAAAAGCUCAGGUUUUCCGACCAGGUCGACGGCAUUUCGCCGGAGUCUGCGCCCCCGUGCUCUACGGUGCAGGAGAAAUCCCCGACGGAGGCUGAGGGUUCUCAGACGGAGGGAGCCGCCCCCGCCAACGUGAAGGGGCAGAAACAGGGGAAUGUUCCUCUGCCUGCUGGCCUACGCAAGCAUCUAGGCAAAGGUCGUGCGACACCGCCGCCGCCGCCGCCGUUCGAGUCUUCGAAACGGCGUGAUGAUUCGCUGUUGCAGCAGCAUGAUUGGAUUCAGGGUGCUAUUUUGCAUUGUAAGAGGUCCUUCAAUGCUGCUUCUGAAUGCGAGAGUUCUGAGCUGCCACAAUCUGCGUGCGAUCCAUUGGGCGACGUAUCUCUUGAGUUAUCUGAAAAAUCUACGACUGAGAAGUUAUGAAUAGCAGGUGUUUUGGUUUUCGUAGUAAUUUAUGCAUGUAUAUUGUAUCGGUGUUGUUUCUGAGAGAGUGAAAGAGGAACGGGAUGUUUUUUGAUAAAUUGAUGUGUAUGGUAGCUACCACAUGCAGAACUUUUGAAUGAACAGUGUAAUAGAAGUAGGUCUGAUGAAGAAUUAGGUUUGGGUGGUUGAAAUAAUGAUUGUGUUGAAGGUAGAAUGUUGUCCUCGGGAACCUGGGUGGGUGCUUGUGGAUUAAAGAAAGACAAGGAACAUAAAUUAAUGUGGUUGAAUCAAACAAUAUAUAUAUAUAUAUAUAUAUUUUUUUUUUUUUAUCUUGAAAUUGAUAUUGGACAUAUCCAUCCAUAUCGAUCUAAUUAACAUUUUUUGUAAUGAGACAUAAGCAGUGAAAGUGAGAUAUUAUUGUUUUGGGUUUUGGGAAGGGAAAGUGAGAUGUUGACUGAGACAGAAGUGAGUAUUUAAUGUGUAACACCAAAAAUGAAAGUGAAAGGGACAAGUAAAGAGAAGAAGAAGAAGAAGGAUCUCUUUGUUUGAUUUGAGCGUGCAUGCUGUGCCAUGCUUUGCUUCUCCAACGUCUCUCGUGCCUUUCAGGUAUCGGAAUGGGUGAAAAUCUGUCCCUUCUCCUUUUCCAAAUAAUCUCUGCUUUCCAUUCUAUUUAUUUACUCCUACCAAUUAUCUUCCUUUACAACUUUAUUUUAACAAUUUCAGAACAAAUUAAACUCUCAAAAUACAAAAAUACUACAACUUUAUUAAUCUUAAAAUCAUUUCCUUUCUCUUAUAAGUACGUCCUAAGGUUAUUAACAAUUAUUAAAUUUCUUUAUUCUUAGAAAGAGAAUGAACAAUUAAAUUUAUAGAAAUACAAGUAGUAAAUUUUCAGUGUCAUAAUAACUCCCCAUUACAGCGCAUUCUUUCCAGUCAGACGAGACAAUAAGAUAUCGGUAACCAUCAAAGUAAUAACUCGUCAAAACACUAAAGAUUGACUUGGAAAAGUACAAAGGAAAAUAUGACCUAAAUCUUACUUAAAUAUCAAAAUAAUGCAAAACAUGUUAUUCUC
This is a messenger RNA of Vigna radiata var. radiata (mung bean), 2250 nucleotides long. RefSeq names its product probable membrane-associated kinase regulator 2. The transcript is spliced from 2 exons. Bases 12 to 1181 code for a protein of 389 amino acids. Lineage: Eukaryota; Viridiplantae; Streptophyta; Magnoliopsida; Fabales; Fabaceae. The record is from RefSeq and is a predicted model, not a curated record. Gene Ontology annotation, cellular component: plasma membrane.